Anisakis simplex (herring worm) is the source of this 591-nucleotide messenger RNA. Lineage: Eukaryota; Metazoa; Nematoda; Chromadorea; Rhabditida; Anisakidae. The record is from the annotation of a GenBank genome assembly.
AUGAAAAGGCGAAGUCAAAGCUGUAUAUUAGUAUCGGUUGUGAUCUCAGUACUAUGGAUCGUUCUGAUGACCAACUAUAUAAGUCGACUGGACUACAGCGAUAACGAACGAACAGCCGCGGCGGCUCUGAUUAAACGUGAAAAGUUCAAUGCAAAAUUCUCUUACAAUGCUAAUGAUAAGAUAAAAUAUGAUGAAGUGGACGUUAUCGGUGAUAAAAGGAAAGAUGUGAAGAAUAAAGAGGUACGGAAAGAUGCGUUUGAUAUGUAUGAUAAUAAGAAUGCUAUCGGUGGUAUUCGAGAAAAAGUGAUGUCCGAUAAGAGUGUUCGAUUAUCGAAAGAGAUCUCGCCAUUGCGAUUUGAAUCAACAGCGACAAAUGUGAUUGUGCUGACUGAUGGUGGUAUCGAUAAAAGUAUCGCUGGUCAAAUGAAGGAGGAACAAUUGUCACAGAACCAAAUCCCUGAAGUGGAUUUGCAGCAAUUAGCCAUUAUUAAAACUGAUGAGGACAAGGUGUGUAUUGUUUUUGUUUUUCCGUUUAGUGCUUUUAUUAUAAUUGCUAUUCUUAUCAUUAGUUUUAUUAAUGAUGAUUAUUAA